GUUUGCGUAGGCGUAAGAACACGUCGUAUAUUUUUAGCUUUUAAUCAAGCUAAAACGCGGGUGUUUAUCGUCUCAAAAUCUAUACUAAUAUAAUAUUUUAGCUUCGCUUCGUUCCAUUAAAGUGUAAAUAAGCUAAACAGAAUGGGCGAUGAAACGGACCCGUGUGAAUGCAUUUGGAACAAUGAACUAAUGAUGCGGCGGAUAAUUUCGAUGCUUCGUCACGGUCAGUCUUACUGCACAGACAAUGACUGCCUCGAACCACGGACAGGGUCGGGGCCGGCGGCCCAGUCGGACGCUGACGGCUUUCUCAUAAUGUUCCUGAUGUUGGCUGUGGCCUUUGUCAUGUACAUAAUGCGCCCCAGGCGCAACCAGAUACAGGAUGCGGCGAAACCUACCGCCAACCCUCAAGAUCGUGAUGGGGCUCCACCAACACCACCAAGAAUUUAAUAUGCGUCCCAAUUACCGACGUCGUUCUUCAUCAAAGGUUCACAGCUGCGAAAAAACUCGAAUCCCGUAUGUAUGUUAGAAUAAUUGUUAAAUGCAUAGCAAAAAUAAAAUAUAAAUUAAUAUUUCAUUAGGAUCAAUUUUAUGGCCAGCGUAGACAGAGCGACACUGCGAAGGCAUGCUCGAGCUCCUUUUCCAGGAUUAAACUUAUAUCGUCCUUAUGCAAUUCAAAUAGAGUUGUAAAUGGUUUGCACGGUUAAAGCAAGCCAACGAAGAAAUAAAUCCAUUUCUUAGAUAAAUUAUAAAUGCGAGAAUGUCUUUUAUGUCACGGAUAUAGAUUGCAUCCUGAAGGGAUAAGGAAACACGGCAUCCUGGAAAAUCCGCGACCAUUUACAUACUAUUUCAAUUAUUUGAAUUGAGUAAGCACUAUUUAAUUUUAUCUGUGGUAAAAGUACUCUACCAUGUUUGCACCGGUUUACUUUUGGUGUACGCUGGUCUAUAAGAUCUACAGAAUAUAAUAUAUAGGUAUGAUAUAAAAUAUUAUUAAUAAUAUAAAAUGUUUAUUAAAGAUCUGGAAGUGUCCAAUAGAUGUUUCUUUGCUAGGGGCGCAGUUUGACGUUUUAAUUAAAGUUAAUUAUCAGUUAAACAGCUAUCCUAAUAAAAACAGCAAUUAAAGAAGAAAUUUAAUAACUAGGCCCUUCAUUGCGGUAUCGAUAGUGAAUCGUCUUAUUUCGCCCUAACGUAAACUGAACCUUAUGAUAAGAGCAAUUGAAUUAUCAUUCCAUAAAACGAAAUUUUAAAUGCCAUGUAUUUGUUUAGUAUCAAUUAUUUGUAAUUGUACAUCUGUUACAUUAACUCAUAACAUUGUACACUGCAUCAUAGUCGUGACUAUCGUACUCUGAUAAUUUUGACUGGGCCUGGCACUGAACAAGCGUGCGCGCGGGCUGGGUGCCUCGGACGCGAGCCUGGUGUAAAAACCCAUAGCACGGGCUCUCGCCCCAGGGCACCCCGCACGUAAGUCAAUAUUAUUGACAACAAAAUCUGAAUAUUGUCAAUAAAAUUGCCUGUGUGUGGGUAGCCUUUCUGUGACUACCAAACCGUGGCAUCCAUUGCGUCGUUCAAGUUUGCGACCAAUCAUAAACGCGCGCGUUCUAGCAAGUCUUGCGAUUGGUCACUCACAGAACGCAAACUUUAACGCCGCUAUGGACGUCGCGGUGUGGGCCCCGCUUUGGCGCUGCUGAUACUAUUACCACAGUAAAUACACUAUACAUGAAUACAUAUAUAAGCUUAAGCAGUAUGGAAACUAGACCCAAUGGAUAAAAUAAUUACUUACAAUCCACGCGACCUACCUAAACUAUAGUAACGCGAACGACCGCUCGUCUCGACACGGUAACCCCGACUAAAAUACUUCGAUAAUAUUGGGACUAGUAAAGGCGUGCAUCGGUGCGAGUGCGGUGUUUCGCACGUUUGUUCGUACUAUACAUACUGCUUUAAUAUAUUUACUGUGCUAUUACUCAAUAUUGAUACGCGAGCGUACGGCCCAGUUCCAGCCUACGUCCUUAAUACGGCUAGCAAGACGAAUAUGAAACUUAAGUUAAUUGCGUGCAACAAAAAUUACAGUUAUUGGUGUAAUUUUGAUUUAUAGGUACUCAUUUCUUGACUAUAUUGACUUAUUUUAAAGUAGUGCCAUCCUUCCACUGUGUUCUAUGUGGAAAAAGAAAACACUAUUUUCAGUUCUGCCAAUUUAGGUUAGUCUAAGGGAGUUGUGUACACCAGAACGCUCUAGAACUGAUUUGAUAACGUACCAAAUCGUACCAGGCUAGCAAAAUAACAGAAGUCCAGUUUAACACACCAAGAAGAUUUGAUAUGCACGUAGUACCGGUACCAUGAUCAAGCAUAUAUUUCAUAUAAUUGGCACCAGUAUCCCUUGUUUUUUUCUGGCACGCAAUUAUUUUUAAAGCUUCUAUAUCUCGUCUCAUUUUGUUUUCGUUCAUUAUCAACUUGUCAAACAGAUCGAAACCGUACCGGAUUAAAAAUGAGCAGAUUAUGCAAAACUGCUUUGCAAACAGACAUGGAACCAUAUGUAACAGAUAAAUUUGUUACAUACCCAAAAUAGGUAAAGUUUGUUUAGGAUAAAAUCUUCUUGACUGCAGCGAGCAUGCGCUUAAUUAGUGCGUCCAUAACGCGUUUCUCUGUGAAAAAACCCUGUAAUACUUUACUGUAUCUACGCUAGAAUACGCAAUUAGAUAUACUAUAAAAAUUUCACUAGUACUAUUUACCUUGUUGAUUAGGGCUUUGUUUAUUUAGUUUAACCACAAAGAAUAAGCGAAGGCCAUAUUAGGGCGUUCAACUUGCGUAUAUAUGCGACCAAUCAUAGGUCGGUUUGAGCAAGUCUUGAUUGGUCAAACAUCAUCAUUAUUCUAUAGCAGUACUGCUGGACCAAAGGCCUCUACCAACCGGAAGGUUUGCCCAUAAUUAGCAUGCUGGGCAGACGGGUUCAUGACAGUAGGUGAUAAUAGGAAACGGACUGGUCCAAAAUAGGACGUAAAAAGUACACACCACCGGAAACACAGGUUGGAAGCUGUGGUCUAGCCUUCGCUCUGAUGAUGAAACAGGUUGUUUCUUUAACUGAGCAUUCAAGUAAAGCAGUAAACAAGUCUUUUAAAACCGGUACUGAUUACACUACAUCACAGAUUAGCAUAGAUUGCGAUAAAAAAAGACCACAUAAUAAUACUCACAAUUCACAAACAAAAGUAAAUUGUUUUUUAAGCAACAUUUUUAUGUACACUAUUUAUUUAAAAGACAUCUCAUUAUAAAUACUUAUAGACGAUUGGCAUUGUAGCUAUUUCAUAUAUGUUUAUUAUUAUAAUGUAAAUCGGCUAUAUUUAGCGUGGCUUAUUCGAUUGUCGUCACUUAUUUGUUCGCUCAUUUUAUACCCAAGUAAUUUGAUGCACAAUUGGAUUUUUAAACAUCGUAAUUAUACGCCGUUUAAAUAUCAGAACGUGACAAAACACUGCGUAACCACCGCAACGCUACACCGCGUGUACUAACAAGUUAUCUGCUUUUUCUCCUUCGAACAAGGCAAUGCCUAAUCAAAGUAGAUUCCUAGGCCCUCAUUGUCUUUUACCUAUUCUGUUUUUACUAGGCAACUCAACUCCCAACUUGUCUAUGAUUGCUGCCACAAGGCGUGUUAUUUUGUCAUAUUUUUCGUAUGGAUUUGAAGAUAUUAAAAAAAAAAGUAUUUACAUUUUUUUCGUCUGUCAAGUGCCAGUUUACUUGUUUCCUUAAAUACUGCGCACCGCCGAAUUGGUUUCAUAAGUUGAGAUGGCGCCUACCUUCGUUGGUCAUCUAAGAGAUGGUGAAAACAUUUUUUUUUUCUCUUUUUUUUUGUAUCACCCAAAUCAUUAGGCAUCCGUUUUAAGCGUUAGUGAACACGGGCAUUAUUGUCUUACAAAUAAACAAGGCAUAACGUCGCGAUCGUUACGCAGAGCUUCGUCUCAUUCUGACAUUUGAAAGUAGCUGUCAGUUCUUUUUAAGAAGCGAAAUUUAUUACUUUGACGUUGUUGUUUGGUACGAAAACUUGCUUGAUAUCGAUUGCAAAUAUGAAAAAGGAAUUCUAACAUAUAUCACUGAAUUUAUAUUGAGCAAAGUUAGCGCUGGGUAUCUUCUAUCCCUUAAAAUUCCAUUUUCAAAUUCGCAAUUUAUAUAGGGUAAGCCUUACCCUAUAUGCCACUCACCUUUAUCGUUAUCGUUAUCGUUAUCUUUACCUUUACCGUGUACGUUUAGUAUACUUGCGUUUGGGAUUUCAUUGUAUGGUUUAAUAUUAAAAAUAUGCAUGUAAUAUACAUUGUAUGGAACCUGUAAGACUAAAUUAUUUACGAUACAUAUUAUAUCAAGUUCGUUUUUUUUAACCUGUCUUAUUAAUCAAUUUGUUACUUCAGUGUAAAAUAUUUUAAAAAUUAUUAAUUAUAAAUAAUAUUAAGAUCAUUUAAUUUAAAGCAUACUUAACUCUCAAAAGUACUGAAAAUAUUGUUUAAAUUAAAAGAACGGUAGCAGAACAUAGGUAAACAUUCUCUAACUACAUUGUUAUCUUACUCUGUGAAGUUGCUACUCUGUCAGUACUAAGAAAUAUAUAUUAUAUAUUUGUAACAUGGCUAGCUUCUGUUACCUAGCCGGACAUGUGAUAUUCCAGUAGUAUUAGUGUUUUUUUUUUUCUUUUUUAAUUUGGUUGGGUUUGAGGUUAAUUAUGAUUAUUAUUCGUCACUUAUAUUAAUUUGCUUACACGUAGAUUCAAUAACGACAACUCCAAUUAUUGUAUUAUAUUAUACAAAUAAAUAAAUGUUAUUGUGACACUUUACAA
This is a messenger RNA of Pararge aegeria (speckled wood butterfly), 4804 nucleotides long. RefSeq names its product small integral membrane protein 14. NCBI's taxonomy places the organism in Eukaryota, Metazoa, Arthropoda, Insecta, Lepidoptera, Nymphalidae. The coding region runs from base 142 to 447 and encodes 101 amino acids. The transcript is spliced from 4 exons. The record is from RefSeq and is a predicted model, not a curated record. Gene Ontology annotation, cellular component: endoplasmic reticulum.